Messenger RNA from Debaryomyces hansenii CBS767, 1122 nucleotides. It is a transcript of the gene SWD2, whose product is annotated as WD-repeat containing protein. The record is from RefSeq and is a predicted model, not a curated record. Gene Ontology annotation, molecular function: protein binding; chromatin binding. NCBI's taxonomy places the organism in Eukaryota, Fungi, Ascomycota, Pichiomycetes, Serinales, Debaryomycetaceae. Bases 1 to 1122 code for a protein of 373 amino acids. Gene Ontology annotation, cellular component: Set1C/COMPASS complex. The transcript has a single exon.
AUGACAAGUUUGAGUAAUGGACACAAAUCGUCUUCUAGUUUAACCAUUACUGACAAAGUUAUAAAGUCUUUUGAGCCGGUGAAGACGUUUAAUUAUCACAAAGGAGCGAGCAUAACUUCAUUAGAUUUUGAUGAUUCGGGCCAAUACCUAAUUUCAGCAGGAAUAGAUAAAUCAAUUCAGCUAUACGACGUCCACAAGGGUGUGCAUCAUAAUGAUAUACAGUCGCAGAAGUAUGGGGCACAUUUGGCGAGGUUCACUCAUUUAGAAUUGAACUGUUUAUAUGCAUCGACCCCAGCUGCAGAUAAAAACAUCGAUAAUGCCAUUCGAUAUCUUUCGUUGUCGAAUAAUCUGUACUUGAGGUACUUCAAGGGGCAUAAAGAUCAGGUUACGUCUAUUGAGGUACAUCCUGUGCUGGAUCUUUUUUUGAGCGCAAGCUUGGAUCGUACGGUCAAGCUAUGGGACUUGCGAUCUACAUCGCCUGUUGGAAACUUGGAUAUGGGACAGCCCACGGUUAUAGCAUUUGAUCCCAGGGGGAUUGUAUUUUGUGUGGGCAAGUGUCCCUGUCCAUCGACAGGGGCAGGCGUAGGGGUUGUUGCGUUCUACGAUACGGCCAGUUUUGACAAGAAGCCAUUUCUAGAAGUCGAGAUACAGAUUCUCGCAGGACAAUCAUGGAAUAAACUAGAAUUUUCCAAUAAUGGGAAGCUCUUGUUGAUAUCAACUGACUCGUACGAACAUUACGUGCUUGAUGCGUUCCUGGGCCAGUUGUUGACUACUUUACAAAUCGGACCCGAUACUUCUCAUACAGAAUACAAUGGAGAUUGGAUGACAUUUAAAUAUCCCUAUUCGGGAUCCGCGUCGUUCUCUCCCUGUGGGAAGUUUGUACUUGUGGGGUCGCCUCAGAUGAAUGUCCUGGCUUUCGACCUCACGAAUUUAAAGCAUACUGAUGGUAAUACUCGUUCAGUUUCUGAUCUCGAUAAUCCGAAAACUUUACGUCCGUUCCAAACUUUAUCUACAAACCAAGGCAUUCCAAAAAUCGUUGCAUUUAAUCAGAAAUUAUUAACCUUUGCCACCGCCGACUCGACUGUGUCAUUAUGGCAGCCUAAAUUGCCUGAUCCUAUAUAG